AAAAUCAUUUCCAGUCCAAGUCAUGUUAAUGGUAAGAUGUGGGACAAGAACUGGUUCUGUCAAGUCAAGCAUUUUUGAAAGAACAAAUCUCAGUGGAUUGAGGUCUGUUGCAUCGGACCAUAAUUAUUCUGUUAUUCUGAUGAGCAGAAAACUGCAUCAACCCAUUCUGUAAGCAUUUGACCUACUUUGAAGACACAAUAUGAUCUUCAUUCAUGCUGAAAAACUACAUUUAGUUUUUUAUUUGUCAAUAGGUCUACUGAGCCUAUCACUGCUUACAGAAUGUGAUAAAAUUAGACUGGUCGGGCCUUCGCGUUGCUCUGGUAGAGUGGAGAUCUACCAUAGAGACAGUUGGGGAACGGUGUGUGAUGAUCAGUGGAGCAUUGCCAACUCUGACGUGGUGUGUCGAGAGUUAAGCUGUGGGACAGUUCUUGAGGCCAAAAAAGGUGCCUUUUUCGGAGGGGGAAAGGACCAGAUCUGGCUGGAUGAUGUGCAGUGUACUGGUCAUGAGGCUUCCAUCCUCAAGUGCACACAUAGACCAUUCGGGGAAAAUAACUGUGGCCACGGUGAAGAUGCUGGUGUUAUCUGUUCAGACUACGUGAGGGUGGUCAACGGAAGCAAUCGGUGUAAUGGCAGAGUGGAAGUCUACCUUGAUGGCCACUGGAAACGAUUAUGCAGCAGUGACUGGGGCGAGGAAGAAGCUGAGGUGUUGUGCCGAGAGGUCAACUGUGGCACUCCUGUCAUUCACGCUGAAGCGCCAUAUUUUGGACAGGCACAUGACCUGGCUGGAGUUAAAGCCACCUGUUUUGGAAAUGAGAGCUCUCUCUCACAGUGCACACUUCAAGGUUUCAAGGAAAGCUGUCUUGAUGCUACUGUUGUCUGUACAAACAGUAAACCAAUUCGGCUGAUGAAUGGGACUAAUCGGUGCACUGGCCGAGUGGAAGUCUACCAUGAUGGACAGUGGGGAACAGUUUGUGAUGACAGAUGGGGCAUGCAGGAAGCAGCUGUCGCAUGCCGAGAGAUGAAUUGUGGGAAUGCUCUUGAAGUCAGGUACAAGGCCUUCUUCGGCAGAGGUCGGGAUCAGGUUUGGUUGGACGAUGUUGAGUGUACUGGUCAUGAGAAAUCCCUUGCUGACUGCCCGCACAGAGGUUUUGGAGAACAUGAUUGUGACCACAAUGAAGAUGCUGGUCUUAUAUGCUCAGAUACAGUCAGAUUGGUAAAUGGGACUGACCGCUGCUCUGGCAGAGUGGAGGUCUUCCACAAUGACCAAUGGGGGAAACUUUGUAAGAAUAACUGGGGUCCAGAAGAGGCUACAGUGGUGUGUAAGGAGCUCAGUUGCGGACAUCCAAAAAAAUCCCAAGAAAGCUUCAAUUUUGGUGAGAGCGGACUGAGAGGCUAUACAAGUAGAUGCUCUGGCAAUGUGAGCUCUAUCUCCCAGUGCACACUUCAAGAAAACACAGGGAGAUGUGAAGGUGUUUCUCUUUCAUGUGCAGGUAAUCCACCGCUAAGGCUUGUCAAUGGCACUGACCGAUGCUCUGGUAGAGUGGAGGUUCUACAUGACGGCCAGUGGGGAACUGUGUGUGAUGAUGAGUGGGACAUCAGAGAUGCUCAGGUGGUGUGCAGAGCCAUGGACUGUGGAACAGCUCAGACAGCCAAAUCUGGUGCCUUCUUUGGUCAAGGCCUCGGCGACAUCUGGCUGGAUGAUGUCGGCUGUGUCGGCAAUGAGACGUCCCUUUUGCACUGCCAACAUCCCACACUCGGAGAAAAUAACUGUGGCCAUGGUGAAGAUGCCAGCGUGGUGUGCUCAGCUACCAUUAGACUGAUUAAUGGGACUGACCAGUGCUCAGGCAGGGUGGAGUUCCACCAUGGUGGCCGCUGGUCACCAGCAUAUAAUGUUAACUGGGGAAUGAAUGAAGCUGCAGUGGUGUGCAGAGAGAUGAAUUGUGGAGAUCCUGUCAAGUUCUCAGGAUCAUUUGGUCAAGACGGAGAAUUGACAGGGUAUAAGGUCAGUUGUGGAGGUAGAGAGAGCGCUCUCACACAGUGCACACUGACGGAAUAUACCUCGACCAGUCACAAUCGUAUUGAAGUGGCAGCUGUUGAAUGUUCAGGCAAUGUGAAGCUGACCGGUGGGCACAGUCGUUGUAUUGGAAGAGUGGAGUACUAUGACAAAGGCGAGUGGGGGACUGUGUGUGGUGAAUCCUGGGAUGUGAAUGAUGCAACGGUGGUUUGCAGACAGCUGGACUGUGGGAAGGCUCAUACGAUUACCACCAUCGCUGAGUAUGGCCAUAGCACAGGACGGACCUGGAUUGAUCAAAUUGAAUGCAAUGGAUUGGAGUCAACACUGGCUCAGUGCACACAAAGACCAUUUAGAGACAAAACUUGCAACACCACCUCAGUUGCUGGUGUUGUCUGCACAGGAGGUUUGGAGGUCCGGUUGGCUAAUAGUAAGGAUGAGUGCUCUGGCAGAGUAGAGGUCCGUCAUGGUGAUGUGUGGCAAACGGUGUGUGACACAGACUGGACCCAGAGUAAAGCUCAGGUGGUGUGUGAGGUGCUGGAAUGCGGACAUGCAUUGAAUGCUCCCGGCGGUGCCCAUUUUGGCCAAGGCAGUGGCUCAGUAGUGGAGGCUAGCGAUUCAUGCUUUGACAAUGUGACAUCUCUUCAGCAAUGCUCACUCAAAGGUUUCCGAAGUGCAAGCUGUGGGCAUGAACAUGAUGCUGGUGCUUUCUGUGCAGCACACCUUCGGUUGGUCAGCGGCUCAGGUCAGUGCUCCGGAAGAGUGGAGCUCCUCUACAAAAGCCAGUGGGGAACUGUGUGUGACGAUGAAUGGAACCUGAGCAAUGCCGAUGUGGUAUGUAGACAGCUUGGCUGCGGUCAUGCAGUUUCUGCUCCCACAAGUGCCCACUUUGGUAGAGGCACUGGUCCAAUAUGGCUGGAUAAUGUGGAGUGUACAGGCCAAGAGUCUGCUCUCACACACUGUAGGCAUCCCGGUUUUGGAGAAAAUAACUGCGGGCAUGGUGAAGAUGCUAGCGUUAUCUGUUUAGGUGCUCUAGAGAAGCCCCAAAUCACUUUGAGUCCUGCUCCAGAGGUUAACUGGGGUGACAGAGUUGAAAUCACCUGCACUGUAGUAUCAGAAUACUUGGGUGGGACAUUCGUCCUGAAAAAGACAGAAGGAUCAUUUAAAAUGGAAAAAUUCUCUGACCACGAAGCUGUAACCUUUACCUUCCAAGCAGUGGACUUCAGCCAAAAGGGGUCAUACUUCUGUGAAUAUCAAAAGAAAUUGGCCAAUCAAGUCAUAUAUUAUCCUCAAGGAAAUACUGCUGAGCUCUCUGUCACAGUGAAAUUGGAGACGCCCAGGAUCUCCCUGUCAUCUCCUCAUGCAAUGGUGAUCUACAGCCCAGACAAAAUAUCGGUCACCCAAGGCAGCAGCUUCUCCAUCACUUGCUCUACUCAUUCCAGAUAUCCUGGAGGUUUCUUCUAUCUGACAAAGUCAAACAUGAGCACCACUGAAGCGAAGUCAGCAUUUGGCCACUCUAUCUUCUACAUGGCAUACUUUGAAUUCCCUGCAAUUGAUUAUGAACACCAAGGAGAGUAUACCUGUGUCUACAGUGUUAACAUCUCCUCUGUCCCCUUCUGUUCUGUUCCCUCGAAGUCACUCCAAGUCAGUGUAGUCGCAGCCUCAUCCUCUUCAGUUGUCUCAGGAGUUUUGGGAGGGUUAGUGGUGUUGCUACUCGUGCUGGUUAUAUGUUACUUGGUCUGGAGAAGGAGAAGACAGGGUGCUGGAGCCAUGGUUCUGUUUAGUAACAGGUUUGGAGGAACAAUAAAACAAGAUGUAGAAGAAAGAAGCAAUGGAGCAUUCGAUGGAAGAGACCGCAAUACUGCGAAUGAGCAUGGACACAGUCAUCGCCUGGAAGACAAGAAGGCUGAUGUUGAUUCUGAUAACUCUGUUGAGAGGGUCCCUGAAGACCUGGCUGGGAGGGUGUGUUAUGAGCUUGAACCACUUGUUCUCUCAUGACAACAAAAUGACUCAAUGAAUAACCUAUGUCAUGUAAUUUCACUAAAUUUAAAGAGCAACAUAACACUGAGCUACAAAACAGGCUUUUACUGCUCUUUGGUUGAAAGCUUCUUUUUUGUUUCUCUGGAGUACACUUCUACAUCACAGCAGUAAAGUAAGAAGUUAAACCACUGGAGGUCAGCAAAAAACAAAAUAUUCAGCUGAUGCUCAGUUGCUCUUUAAGGCAGACCAAAGGAACAUUAGGGACCUGUUUUUACACCUCUUUUACACCAUAUUAAUUCAAGAAAUUAUUCAGAAAUCUACUGACUUUCCUCAAAUAGAUGCUGUGUUAUUUGCUUAAAAAGAUUUAGAAAAUAAACUUUGUGGAAAUUGAAAAUGUGAUUUUGAAUAACAUAUAUGCCGCUUGUGUAAACAGGCAAAAGUUUGCUUGUAACACUUAUUUUCAUACUUAUUCCUGUAGUGAUUUUUAUUUUUCUGGGAGAUUCUGCCAAUCACAAAGUUAAGGUUCAAUGACCUGUAGGAAGAUACUGAUUACAUUGUCUUUGUAUUGCAUGAUAAUUUGCUUUUUUUCAUGUACUUUUUUCAAGUGCUGAUCAUUAAAUUUGUAUUUUCUAGAACUGUA
Messenger RNA from Siniperca chuatsi (mandarin fish), 4631 nucleotides. Its product is annotated as deleted in malignant brain tumors 1 protein-like. Lineage: Eukaryota; Metazoa; Chordata; Actinopteri; Centrarchiformes; Sinipercidae. Gene Ontology annotation, cellular component: membrane. Bases 200 to 4009 code for a protein of 1269 amino acids. The transcript is spliced from 17 exons. The record is from RefSeq and is a predicted model, not a curated record.